AUGUCUGAAUUUGAGAAGAUUGUGAGAGAUAUUGUAUUCGAUUCCCCUCCAGAGGAAAUCUCUUUGGUUUACGAUAAUCUACAAGUGUUAAGCGAUGGUCAAAGCAAGCAACAGAUUGCUUCAAUUAUCCAAGAAUUCAAUGAGAAGCACAGAGUGCCAGCUGCUAAGGGUGAAGAGAGAUAUCUUGUGUCUGAAUACAAUAAAUCUGGAAGUAAAUAUUUCGAUCCAGUAAACAAGGUUUUAUUUGCCGUAGACCAUAUUACCCGCGAAGCUAGUGAUAUUGAGGAAUAUACCAGUGAAGAUGCCACUCAGGUACAAUCAGACCUUUACGAUGAAUUGUCUAAAUACGUUUCAAACUUCUUCCCUGAUACAGCUGUGUUCAACGUGUUUAAGAUUCCAGAGAGCGACCAAUAUGCCAUAAUCGUUGUCAGUAACAAGAAAAGUUUAGGUGAUUUCUGGACUGGUUACUGGUUAUCAGAAUAUGUGUAUGAUGUCGAUGGGGAUACGAUCUCUGGCGAAGUCUCCGUCGAUGCUCAUUACUUCGAAGACGGUAACGUUCGUUUCAAAUCAACUGCUUCCUUGGAAUCAGCACAGACGGAUUCACCAAUAGUAAGCAUCAAGCAGUUUGAGAACGAGUUUGAAAAGAAUCUCAUCAAUAAGUUCCAGUACAUGAAUGAAACACAGUUCAAGGGAUUGAGAAGAAGAUUACCCGUGACUAGAGCCAAGAUCAACUGGGGACAAGGGAUCGGUAAUUACAGAUUGGGAAGAGAUGCUGCUCAAGGUGCAUGA
Messenger RNA from Kluyveromyces lactis, 789 nucleotides. RefSeq names its product Cap1p (gene CAP1). Gene Ontology annotation, biological process: actin cytoskeleton organization; barbed-end actin filament capping. Gene Ontology annotation, cellular component: F-actin capping protein complex; actin cortical patch. The record is from RefSeq and is a predicted model, not a curated record. Gene Ontology annotation, molecular function: actin filament binding. Lineage: Eukaryota; Fungi; Ascomycota; Saccharomycetes; Saccharomycetales; Saccharomycetaceae. The coding region runs from base 1 to 789 and encodes 262 amino acids. The transcript has a single exon.